Molecule: messenger RNA, 1062 nt
Organism: Cynocephalus volans (Philippine flying lemur)
Lineage: Eukaryota; Metazoa; Chordata; Mammalia; Dermoptera; Cynocephalidae
Gene: AGER
Product: advanced glycosylation end-product specific receptor
Exons: 9
Coding region: 1-1062 (353 amino acids)
Biological process (GO): regulation of inflammatory response; regulation of p38MAPK cascade
Cellular component (GO): plasma membrane
Molecular function (GO): laminin receptor activity; signaling receptor activity
Source: RefSeq, a predicted model, not a curated record
AUGGCAGCAGGGGCAGCAGCUGGAGCCUGGGUGCUGGUCCUCAGUCUGUGGGGCGCAAUAGGUGGCGGUCAAAACAUCACAGCCCGGAUCGGGGAGCCACUGGUGCUGAACUGUAAGGGGGCCCCCAAGAAACCACCCCAGCAGCUGGAAUGGAAACUGAACACAGGCCGGACAGAAGCUUGGAAGGUCGUGUCUCCCCAGGGAGGCCCCUGGGAUAGUGUAGCGCAUGUCCUCCCCAACGGUUCCCUCCUCCUUCCAGCCGUGGGGAUCCAAGAUGAGGGGACUUUCCGGUGCCGGGCAACGAACAGGAAUGGAAAGGAGACCAAGUCCAACUAUCGAGUUCGAGUCUACCAGAUUCCUGGGAAGCCGGAAAUUGUAGAUCCUGCCUCUGAACUCAUGGCUGGUAUCCCCAAUAAGGUAGUGGAACAGAGCGGGAGAAGUAGAAACAAGUCACCACUCUUUCCCCAGGUGGGGACAUGUGUGUCCGAGGGGGGCUACCCUGCAGGGACUCUUAGCUGGCACUUGGAUGGGAAACCCCUGCUACCUGAUGGGAAGGGAGUGUCUGUGAAGGAAGAGACCAGGAGACACCCUGAGACAGGGCUCUUCACCCUCCAGUCAGAGCUGAUGGUGAUCCCAGCCCGGGGAGGAGCUCCCCACCCCACCUUCUCCUGUAGCUUCAGCCUGGCCCUUCCGCGGCGCCGGGCCUUGCACACAGCCCCCAUCCAGCCCAGUGUCUGGGAGCCUGUGCCUUUGGAGGUCCAAUUGGUGGUGGAGCCAAAAGGUGGAGCAGUAGCUCCCGGUGGAACUGUGACUCUGACCUGUGAAGCUCCUGCCCAGCCCUCUGCUCAAAUCCACUGGAUGAAGGAUGGCAUUGCCCUGCCCCUUGCCCCCAGCUCCGUGCUGCUCCUCCCUGAGGUAGGGCCUCAGGACCAGGGAACCUACAGCUGUGUGGCCACCCAUCCCAGCCAUGGGCCCCAGGAAAGCCCUGCUGUCAGCAUCAGCAUCCUUGAAACAGGAGAGGAGGGACCAACCGCAGGUGAGGGAUUGGACAAAGUCAGAUAG